GACUAAUGACAGAGUGUAUUUAGUCUAUAGAGAGAAGGAGAGAAAUUCUUAAGCUUUCAAAAAAACCCAUCAAAAAUAAUCUCAAUUUCUUCAAGUUUGGAUCAUAGAGCUCAACAUAGAGUUGAGCUAAUAUGAGUUUCAGAGAUGAGAGUAGUGAUGAUGGAAGAGGAGACCUCAAGAAGCCAUUUCUUCAUACAGGAAGUUGGUAUCGAAUGGGUUCAAGGCAAUCAAGCAUGAUGGGAUCGGGUAACUCGAUUCGAGACGGUGCAAUCUCUGUCGUUGCCUGUGUUAUGAUCGUCGCUUUGGGUCCAAUCCAGUUUGGCUUCACCGCUGGUUAUUCAUCGCCUACACAAUCUGCCAUCAUAAAGGAUCUCAAACUUUCGGUUUCUGAGUUCUCAUGGUUUGGUUCUUUAUGCAACGUGGGAGCAAUGGUUGGUGCAAUCGCCAGCGGUCAGAUUUCUGAAUACAUAGGGCGAAAAGGGUCUUUGAUGAUUGCAGCCAUUCCAAACAUCAUUGGUUGGCUUUCCAUUUCAUUUGCUAAAGACUCUUCCUUUUUGUACAUGGGACGGUUGUUGGAGGGAUUUGGCGUUGGAAUAAUCUCUUAUACGGUGCCGGUUUACAUAGCUGAAAUAGCUCCACAGAGCAUGAGAGGGGCUCUCGGUUCAGUUAAUCAGCUGUCUGUCACAAUCGGGAUAAUGCUUGCUUAUUUGCUGGGCCUUUUUCUUCAUUGGAGGGUACUAGCAGUUCUUGGAACUUUGCCAUGUUUAAUACUCAUACCUGCGCUAUUCUUCAUUCCAGAAUCUCCUCGGUGGCUGGCUAAGAUGGGAAUGACUGAUGAUUUUGAAGCUUCUUUGCAAGUUCUUCGGGGAUUUGAUACUGAUAUCUCUGUCGAAGUAAAUGAAAUAAAGAGAUCGGUUGCAUCAACCAGCAGAAGGAGCACAGUUCGUUUCAGAGAUCUCAAACAGAGAAGAUAUUGGUUUCCUCUCAUGGUUGGAAUCGGUUUGCUCAUGCUACAACAGCUAUCGGGUGUUAAUGGUGUUCUGUUUUAUUCCAGUACCAUUUUCGCAGCUGCUGGAAUUUCUUCAAGCAAUGCUGCUACGUUUGGACUUGGUGCUGUCCAGGUUAUCGCAACUGCAGUUUCUACUUGGUUGGUUGAUAAGGCUGGUCGAAGAGUACUGCUUAUAAUCUCCUCCUCUAUAAUGAUUUGCAGCCUCCUCCUUGUUUCAAUUUCAUUCUUUGUGAAGGAUCAAACUUCAAGUGGUACAACCCUGUAUAACGUAUUGAGCAUUUUGUCAGUUGUUGGAGUAGUGUGCAUGAUCAUUGGUUUCUCUCUUGGAAUGGGUCCUAUCCCAUGGGUUAUUAUGUCUGAGAUCCUGCCUAUCAAUAUUAAAGGCUUGGCUGGAAGUGUUGCUACAUUAGGAAACUGGUUAUUUGCUUGGGUGAUAACAAUGACAGCCAACUUGCUUUUACAAUCAAGCAGUGGAGGAACGUUUCUUAUAUAUGCGGUUAUGAGCAUUGGGGCAUUGGUAUUUACUGUUCUUUGGGUGCCUGAGACAAAAGGAAGGACUUUGGAAGAAAUUCAGUGGUCUUUCAGAUGAUUUACUACAUUUGUUGUAAAUUUCAGUCUUUUGUUUGUCCAUUUUUUUGGAAAUUUUAUUAUAUAUACAAUUAAUUGAUGAGAAUAUGGGUUUUG
Messenger RNA from Impatiens glandulifera, 1693 nucleotides. RefSeq names its product sugar transporter ERD6-like 4. Gene Ontology annotation, biological process: carbohydrate transport; transmembrane transport. Bases 132 to 1598 code for a protein of 488 amino acids. The transcript is spliced from 18 exons. Gene Ontology annotation, cellular component: membrane. Gene Ontology annotation, molecular function: sugar transmembrane transporter activity. Lineage: Eukaryota; Viridiplantae; Streptophyta; Magnoliopsida; Ericales; Balsaminaceae. The record is from RefSeq and is a predicted model, not a curated record.